Molecule: messenger RNA, 1616 nt
Organism: Oryza brachyantha (malo sina)
Lineage: Eukaryota; Viridiplantae; Streptophyta; Magnoliopsida; Poales; Poaceae
Exons: 4
Coding region: 317-1597 (426 amino acids)
Source: RefSeq, a predicted model, not a curated record
CCGGCCUCUUCAGUUUUUUAGCUUAAAUUUCCCAAGAACGCGGACGUUGGGUUCGUGGUUGGGAGAAGAGGAGAUCGACAAUGCGAACGCGCGCCGGCCUGGGUCAGGGGAGCCAUUUCGCCCGCACGCAAAAUAAGUAGCGGCCUCCCUCCCUCUAUCUAUCUGUGUGUGUGUGUCGGCCACGGCCAGUCCAUGAGUCCAUGCUAGCUAAGCUAAGCUAGGCUCAUCCCCAUCGCCAUCGAUCGCGGCUCAAUGGUAGCGACGAUUUAUAGAGUAUAGUACAUUGGUACAGUAGAGAGCUAGGAUCCAUCCAUCGAUGGCGAAGCGGCGGCGGCGGUGGCGGCAUCGGUGCUGCUCCGCCUCCCCGUCGCUAGCAGCGGUGCCAGUCGCCGUUGCGCUCCUGCUGCUGCUGGCCCUCGCCGACGCAGCGGCUUUCCACGUCCACGUGCAGAGGCAUGAUCUGGACAGGAUGAACAAGCCCGCCGUGCGGUCCAUCUACAGCGCGGACGGCGACAUCAUCGACUGCGUGCCGCGCCACAAGCAGCGUGCGCUCGACCAUCCCCUUCUCGCCAACCACACCGUCCAGCCGCCGCCCCUGCACCGCAUGCCGGCCUCUUCGCUGCAACAAUCAAUUAGCCGCAGCAGCCGGCGGGCAUGGCAGACGUGGCACCAUGCGGGCCACUGCCCCAGGGGCACGGUGGCCGUCCGCAGGACCACCGCCGCCGACGUGCAGCGCGCCCGCUCGCUCGCCCUCUUCGGCCGCAAGAACAAGAGGCAGAGGAGGCCGCUGCCGCCCGACGUGGUCACCGGCAACGGCCAUGAGCACGCGAUCGCGUACACGGCGUCGGAGGUGUACGGCGCGCGGGCAACCAUCAGCGUGUGGGCGCCGGCGAUCGACGAGGCAAACGGCUUCAGCCUCUCCCAGCUCUGGAUCCUCUCCGGCUCCUUCAACGGCUCCGACCUCAACAGCAUCGAGGCCGGAUGGCAGGUCAGCCCUGAGCUGUACGGGGACAGCAGACCAAGGCUAUUCACCUACUGGACAAGUGAUGCUUACGAGGCGACGGGGUGCUACAACGCGUUGUGCCCGGGGUUCGUGCAGACGAGCUCGCGCAUCGCGAUCGGCGCGUCCAUCUCGCCGGUCUCCUCGGUGGGCGGCCCGCAGUACGACAUGACGCUCCUGGUGUGGAAGGACCCCAAGCUCGGCAACUGGUGGCUCAGCUACGGCGACGGAGCCGGCGGCCUCGUCGGCUACUGGCCCGCCGAGCUGUUCACCCACCUCUCCGACCACGCCACCAUGGUCGAGUGGGGCGGCGAGGUGGUCAACACCCACCCGGCCGGCGCGCACACCGCCACGCAGAUGGGCUCCGGCCACUUCGCCGACGAGGGCUUCGGACGGGCCGCCUACUUCCGCAACCUGGAGACGGUGGACGCCGACAACAGCCUCGCUGCUGUGCCCCUCGAAGCCAUCCAGACAAUGGCGGAGGACUCCGGCUGCUACGACAUCCGCAAGGCAUACGACGACGAUGGCCGAGGCGGCGGCUGGGGCUCGCACUUCUACUACGGCGGUCCGGGCCACAACCCCUCCUCUUGCCCCUAGCUUAGCUACCUACCUACCU